AUGGAGUCGAAGCGGCCAGUGCUGGCGCGAAAACGAACCGCGGCUCUUGCUAGCGACGAGGACAUGGCUACCGACGAUGAUACCGCCCAGACGGUGCGUUUUUCUGGGUUUUCAAAGAUGCGGGCCGACUCGAGCACGUCCGAUAUGAUUCCUUUCUCUAGUUCGUCGUUUAUGCAUUCCUUCGACCGACAGCCAGGGACCAGUUCGCCGUUCCUGCAGCCGGUGAGAGACUUUGAUUUUGAGAAUUCGCAAAUUGACGCGAUUCCUUCUUCGCCGCCGAUUAUCUCGCAAUCGCAGGCCACAUUGGUGGACAGUCCGCCUAAAUUGUCAUUUGCAAGAUCAACAUCGUCACUGACAACGGAGCCCAACCGGAAGCGUCAGCGUGUUUUUGAAGAUACCGAGGAGCUUGCUCUCGACCGCGACGGAAGAGUUUUCGGCGUUCUGCUCCCAGAUGCAACAUUUCCCGAAGGAUACCGGCCCAGCUUGUAUGAUGAUCCAACGUUUUUCGUGGUGCGAAACCCAGACCCGUCCAGCAAGGCCGCCGCAGAGAUCAUCACCAAACUGUUCGACCAGGAUAUUGACUACACCAGCAGGGUGUAUACGCUCGAGCUCGAAGAACUCGGACUGAAUUCUUUACCGCGACAGAUCUCCGACUUUAAAGAUCUGGUUCUAUAUGGUCCGACUGGAAUAAUCAAGCCCAUUUUGCAUAUCCACGCGGCAAAGAACCAGCUCCGUUCGUUGACCCCAAAAAUCUUCGAUAUCGAGGGACUCGAGGUCCUUUCCUUGCGCGGGAACAAAAUUGCAAGAGUUCCGGGACUCAUUGAGAGAUCAACCAACUUGAAAAGUCUCAAUCUCUCAAACAACAAACUCAAAUUUCUUCCUCCCAACAUUCUGAAACUGAACAGUCUUCAGACGCUUCGAGUCAGGCCCAAUCCGCUGAUUGAGUGGAACACAAGCGACAAUGUUCGGUCAGUCAAUGGAAAUAGUAUGGAGAAAGACGGGCCAGUGCUAAAAUAUCUGGGCCAACUUCACUGGAUAUCCAAGAACAAACAGGUCAGUAAAGCUGCCUUGAACGCUAUUAAGCUGGCCAGAAACCUGUCCACAUUGCAGGAUACAGAUCUUUCUUCAAUGAACUCGGAGCAAUCGCAUCUAAUGGGGAAAUAUCAAUGGACGCCAACGCUCACAGAGCUGGCGUUGCGCAAAAUCUCGGACUACCUGAUUUCGCAGGCGGAAUUACUCAAAUGGAAAGAGACGGUGCAUGAGCGUGUGUACCGAUUGGCAAUCAAGGCCUUGAUCCAUGGCAAUAAUGGAGAGACCUGUGGAUAUUGCAACCACACAUGCAUAGAAAGCGUGGCUGAACUGAUGGAGUGGUGGGACUUCAAGGACGCGAUUGAGAUUCCCAUCAAGCGCAAGUUCUGUUACUCGGAUUGUAUCGUCGGCGGAAACGCUGGCCAAGUAGCACCGGAUGCCGUUAUCAAGAAGCUUGCGGUUGGCCAGUUUAUCUUCGAGAUGAACGUGUUCUGUUAUCACAGGUGGAGCAAACUUGAUGGCAUUGACGAAGUUCUCGUGGCCCUUGAGCUGCGAAACAAGGUUCAGUUGCUGCUUAGUAGCCAGCGUUCUCAGGUCCCAUAUUUUGAUGAGUUUGUCAUCGGCACAGGAUGCAAGGUCUGGUGGACUCAAAAGCCAUAUUUUCAUCAUACAAUCUCUCCCUCCGCUGACACAGUACUUGUAGCCAACGGUGUUGUAUAUCUCGUCACUUAUGCCAACCAGGGGAUCCAGGUAUUCGUUUGCUUCCAUCGUCUCACCGAUUGGUCGUUAGAGCAGCUAAGAAUGUACUGUCCUGUUGCGUUCACAUCCACGCUUCUGACCCAGUCCGAAUGGCCUCUUAUGGUCAGUAGACACCACCCUGAUAGAACAUCCCAUUUCUUCACCGUCUUAUCUCGCGAACAGCUCAAUAAUUGUGUUUCAUCGGCCGGAUUGAACCGCAGGCCAGAGAUCAAAUGGUCAUGUCCGGUCAAUACCCGUAUUACCUGUCCUGUUCGGCAGUCCCAGAGCUUUAUUAGCAGGUCUGAAGAGCACGAGGCCAAAAGCACAAUUCUGGUCGAUUCAAGCGUAAUUUCGGAGCUCUGGAACACAAGAGAGUUGAUUGUACGGGUGUGUGCGUUUCGUAUCACUUUCUCGGGUUCCGAUAGAUCUAACAAAUUCCACAAAGCAAUCGUACCGUCCUGUGAUCCGGUGGCCAUCAGUGGCUCGUAA
Messenger RNA from Ogataea philodendri, 2256 nucleotides. RefSeq lists its product as uncharacterized. The transcript is spliced from 4 exons. Gene Ontology annotation, molecular function: protein binding. The record is from RefSeq and is a predicted model, not a curated record. Bases 1 to 2256 code for a protein of 751 amino acids. NCBI's taxonomy places the organism in Eukaryota, Fungi, Ascomycota, Pichiomycetes, Pichiales, Pichiaceae.